AUGUCGGAUUGGGGCCCAGUGUUUGUGUCAUUGGUGCUGUUUGUGUUGUUAACACCAGGCUUGCUAUUCCAGGUACCUGGAAGGUCAAGGUGUGUGGAAUUUGGCAACUUUCAAACUAGUGGUGCUUCCAUACUCAUCCACUCACUCCUCUAUUUUGGUCUCAUCUGUGUGUUCCUUCUCGCUGUUAAGGUCCACUUAUGUAAUUUGUGGAGAGUGAUGGCUGAUUGGGGUCCAGUGGUGAUAUCAGUGGUGUUAUUCGUGCUAUUAAGCCCAGGAUUGUUGUUUCAGCUGCCAGGAAAGGGAAGGGUGGUGGCGUUUGGGAGCAUGCAAACCAGUGGCCUUUCUAUCUUAGUCCACACUAUCAUCUUCUUUGGACUCAUCACCAUAUUUCUACUUGCUAUUGGUGUGCAUAUCUACUCAGGAUAAUCACCCCCUACCAA
This is a messenger RNA of Abrus precatorius (Indian licorice), 440 nucleotides long. RefSeq lists its product as uncharacterized. The record is from RefSeq and is a predicted model, not a curated record. NCBI's taxonomy places the organism in Eukaryota, Viridiplantae, Streptophyta, Magnoliopsida, Fabales, Fabaceae. The coding region runs from base 1 to 426 and encodes 141 amino acids. The transcript is spliced from 3 exons.